AUGUCAAGAAAACUUCCUUUAAUCUUAUUUAUUCUGUUAAUUCCUUUUUAUAUUCAAUUCAAAAUAAAUAAAAAAUUUAAAGUUUCGGAAAUAAAUAUUGAUAUUGAUGAUUUGUCUCAUUUGAAAGAACAAAAUAUUUUUAUUGGAAUUAAUAAAAAUAGAUUUAAUCAAAAAUUCUUCGAUCUCGUUCAAAAUGAAAUUAAUCAAUAUUCACCAUUAACUAAAAUUUAUUAUUUAUCUAACAUAACUAAUAUUCAACAGCUUGAUUAUUUUUAUUGGAAUCGUCGUAAACGGAAUCUAAGCUCAUAUUCAAAUGAAUAUAUUGGCUUAUUAAUUGAUAAUAAUAAUAACAAAAUAUCCAUAUUACGAUCUCAUCUAAUAAUGGGUUAUGAAGCAUUUUAUUUUAUUUCAAAGUAUAUUUGUCAAGGAAAAUGUUUAAUUCAAACAAAAAUAAAAUUUAUUGAAAAUAAUUUAAAUCAAUUUGAAGAAAAAUCUCUUUUAUUAUUUAUUAAAAAUUUAUCAUUAUUUAGUUGUUUUUACGGAAUAUUACCAGGAGAAUUAACUGAAAUAUAUUUAUUAACGUAUUAUUUUAUUUACUUUUAUAUAACAUUUUUAUUGAUAAAUGAAGAUAAAGAUUUAAAUCAAUUAAUGAAUAUAUUUGGUUUAAAUUCAAUUAUUUAUUGGACAUCGAAAUAUUUUUUUGAUUUAAUUUUAUCAUUAUUUUAUUCAUUUACUCUUUUGUUUAUUUAUUCAUUAAAUGUACAAAAUCAAUUUUAUUUCGAGAAUAAACUUCAAGAAAUUAUUUAUAAAAACAAUUCUGAAAUUAGAAAAACAUUUUAUUCAACCACAUUUUUUAUUUCAGCAUCAACAUUACCUUUCAUUUAUAUAAUCACAAAAAUUAUGAAAAAUCCAUUAAUUGGAUCUUUAAUUAUAUUAUUAAUGUUAAUAUUUAUUGAAUUGAUUGAUUUAAUUCGUAUAAUAAUAUUAAUAAUGAUGAAAAAUUCUCUAAAAUUAAAUUUCUUUCAUUGGUUAAUUAAUAUUCUAUUUCCUUCCUUGAAUGGAAAACGUUUAAUUGGAAUUCUUCUAAUAAAAUCAUCAAAAAGUUUAUGUAAAUUUAUUGAAAAUGAUCAAAAUCUUUUAACUUAUUUUCAACUUAAUAAAGAAAUAAAUGAAAAUAAUUUUUCAUUCCAUUUAUUUAUUUUUCUAAUUCAAAUCAUAUUUUUAUUUAUGAUUCUUCUAUUCAUUGAUACAAAUAUAUUCAAUCAAUUAUUAAUUAAAUUAAAAGAAUUUUUAUUUAAAAAUAAUCAAUUGAAUGAAGAUGAAGAUGAAGAUGAAGACGAAGACGAAGACGAUGAUAAUGAUAGUGAUGAUGCUGAACUAAAAGAAAAAGAAGAAGAAGAAGAAAAUGAUGAUGUUUCAAAUGAAAGAAAUAAUUUAUUGAUGGAAAACAAUUUUUCAAUGUAUCCAAUUGUUUUAAUUGAUAUUAUUAAAAAAUAUUCUCAAAAAAAAUCUUUAGCUAUGAAUAAAAUUAGUUUUUCUGUUGACCAAGGAGAAUGUUUUGGUCUUCUUGGAUUUAAUGGAGCAGGUAAAACAUCAUUAUUUAAAAUAAUUGUUGGUCAAGAAAAGGCAACAAAUGGUUCAAUUUAUAUGUAUGGAAAAAAAAUUCACACAAUAUUUUCUCAGUUAAAUUCACUAACUGACAUUGGAUAUUGUCCUCAAUAUGAUUGUAUACAAGAUAAACUAACUUUAGAAGAUUAUUUUUAUUUAUUUGGACGUUUACGUGGUAUUUAUUAUAAUCAUCUUAAAAAAUCUAUUGAAAUUCUCUCAAAAUUAUUUUUACUUGAUUCAUUUCUUAAACAAUAUAUUAAUCAAUUAAGUGGUGGAACAAUACGAAGAAUGCAUGCUGCUCUUGCUUGUAUUGGAUCACCAUCAAUUAUUCUUCUUGAUGAACCAACAACAGGUGUUGACCCAUAUAGUCGUCGUAAAAUGCGUCGUAUAUUUGAAAAUGCCUUAAAAAAUAAAUUAACCAUAAUAUUAACAUCACAUUCAAUGGAAGAAUGUGAAUUUUUAUGUUCACGCAUUGGAAUAAUGUCAAACGGAACAUUUAAAUGUUUGGGUUUUAUUCAAGAUUUAAAAAGAAAAUUUAGUUAUGGCUACACAAUUAAUAUUAAGAUCAGCUCAAAUAGUACGAAUUCGGAAAACUUAUUUAAAUAUCUCAAUAAUGAAAUUAAUAUUAAAAUUCAUCAUAAAACUGAAUCAACGAUUAUUUUACAAGUUAAUCAUUCAUCAUUACCUAAAUUAUUUGAUUUAAUUGAAAAAAUAAAAGAAACCUUUUUCAUUGAAACAUAUUUUAUACAACAGACAACAUUAGAGGAAAUUUUUCUUUCUUUUCAAUAG
Molecule: messenger RNA, 2397 nt
Organism: Rotaria socialis
Lineage: Eukaryota; Metazoa; Rotifera; Eurotatoria; Philodinida; Philodinidae
Source: the annotation of a GenBank genome assembly